CAGAUGCAUUGUUAGAUCACGUGAGUACUGAGUAGUUACGACAGGUCUGCCGUGCUGCAGUGUUGGGACCAACUGUGUUUGUUGAAGGUUUAAAGUUGUAGGAUGGGGGACUGCAGUGACCUUGACAGACAAAUUGAGCAACUAAGACGAUGUGAAAUAAUCAAAGAAAGUGAAGUAAAAGCUCUUUGUACAAAAGCCAGAGAGAUUUUAGUAGAAGAAAGUAACGUCCAACGUGUUGACUCGCCAGUAACGGUGUGUGGAGACAUCCAUGGACAAUUUUAUGAUUUGAAAGAACUGUUUAAAGUUGGUGGAGAUGUACCUGAAACAAACUACCUGUUUAUGGGAGAUUUUGUUGACAGAGGAUUUUAUAGUGUUGAGACUUUUCUUCUUUUAUUAGCUCUUAAGGUUAGGUACCCUGAUAGGAUAACCCUCAUCAGAGGCAACCAUGAAAGUCGACAGAUUACCCAGGUGUAUGGGUUUUACGACGAGUGUUUACGGAAGUAUGGGUCUAUCACAGUUUGGAGAUACUGCACUGAAAUAUUUGAUUACUUGAGUCUGUCUGCUAUCAUCGAUGGGAAAAUAUUCUGUGUUCAUGGAGGUCUGUCCCCUUCAAUUACCACUUUGGAUCAGAUUCGAACAAUAGAUCGAAAACAAGAAGUACCACAUGAUGGCCCCAUGUGUGACCUCCUGUGGUCUGACCCUGAAGAUACACAAGGUUGGGGAGUAAGUCCUCGAGGUGCAGGCUACCUGUUUGGAAGUGAUGUUGUUAAUCAGUUUAAUGCUAAUAACAACAUUGAUAUGAUCUGCAGGGCACAUCAGUUAGUAAUGGAAGGAUACAAGUGGCACUUUAAUGAAACUGUUCUGACUGUCUGGUCAGCACCUAAUUAUUGUUACAGGUGUGGUAAUGUUGCAGCAAUCUUAGAAUUAGAUGAAAACCUUCAACGAGAAUUUACAAUAUUUGAAGCAGCACCUCAGGAAAGUCGAGGAAUUCCCACAAAAAAACCACAACCUGACUAUUUUCUUUAAUUAAACUAAAAACAUGGUGUAAGGUUUGGAUCUUGACAGUGCUCAUGAUGGACUUUAAAUCCUAGUAUUAAGAAGUGGAAGAAAUUUGCCAAAUACAAAGUGUGUUGAAGCCUUACAGAACUUGUUUCAUUAAGGUUACAUUCAGAUUCCCUUCUGUGAAGACUUGUACAAAAUAGGACCAGUUAACUCGUUUUUCUGUGUGUGUGAUGAAAGGGAGAAAUUGCCAAAAUGUUAUGUACUGUAUAGCAGUAUUUUUAUUGUGGUUAAGUCCUAUUGUAUUUUGAUUUGUAAGAAACUCAAUAAUGUAUUAAGUCUGACCAUAGAACAAUUGAAUACUGUCAUCAGACUUGGCAUUUCAACUUUUAUUUGUAUAGUAUAGAAAUAAACUUUCAUGUAUUAACAUGUGA
Messenger RNA from Limulus polyphemus (Atlantic horseshoe crab), 1433 nucleotides. Its product is annotated as serine/threonine-protein phosphatase 4 catalytic subunit. The record is from RefSeq and is a predicted model, not a curated record. Gene Ontology annotation, molecular function: protein serine/threonine phosphatase activity. The transcript has 8 exons. Gene Ontology annotation, biological process: peptidyl-serine dephosphorylation; double-strand break repair via homologous recombination. NCBI's taxonomy places the organism in Eukaryota, Metazoa, Arthropoda, Merostomata, Xiphosura, Limulidae. Gene Ontology annotation, cellular component: nucleus; cytoplasm. Bases 103 to 1026 code for a protein of 307 amino acids.